AUGUCGAUGCUGCUGUGUCCCAACAUGAAUGCCACUGUAGAUGCAGCUGACGACAGCUUACUCUUCGCUACCAUGAUUCAGCGAUGGCCCGUAGCUGCAAUCGCCCUGUUCACUUGCACUGUUGCUUUCCUCUGGCAUGCUGUGUUCAAGAGCGACCCCUGGGUAACAUUUCCCUUAGUUGGAGCAGAAUAUGGAGGGCAAGAGAGCCGAAGGAAGACGUUCAUGAACGGGGAAGCCUGGAACCUGUACUUGAGUGGAUAUCAAAAAGUUAUUUCACGGUGA
Colletotrichum spaethianum is the source of this 282-nucleotide messenger RNA. RefSeq lists its product as uncharacterized. Lineage: Eukaryota; Fungi; Ascomycota; Sordariomycetes; Glomerellales; Glomerellaceae. Bases 1 to 282 code for a protein of 93 amino acids. The transcript is spliced from 2 exons. The record is from RefSeq and is a predicted model, not a curated record.